AGAAUAAAAAACAUUUGCCAAGACCUCAUGCCCUUUUAGUAAACGAAUGUUUACUGCCACCUCCAGAGAAGCUCACUGCUGAGGUCCUAGGAAUCAUUUGCAUUGUCCUGAUGGCCACUGUGUUAAAAACAAUAGUUCUUAUUCCUUGUAUUGGAGUACUGGAGCAGAACAAUUUUUCCCUGAAUAGAAGAAUGCAGAAAGCACGUCAUUGUGGCCAUUGUCCUGAGGAGUGGAUUACAUAUUCCAACAGUUGUUAUUACAUUGGUAAGGAAAGAAGAACUUGGGAAGAAAGAGUUUGCUGGCCUGUGCUUCGAAGAACUCUGAUCUGCUUUCUAUAGAUAAUGAGGAAGAAAUGCUACUGGGGAUAAAGGAAGGAGAAAUAAGUCAACUAAAAUUUGAGCACCUGCUAAUAGGUAUGUGUGGGGACUUCCCAGUUGGCUGUAAGUUGCCAUUUGAACUAAACGAAAUAGGAAUCCUUUGUGCAUUGAAGACUUUAGAUUCCUCUCUGCGGUAGACGUGCACUUAUAAGUAUUUGAUGGGGUGGAUUCGUGGUCGGAGGUCUCGACACAGCUGGGAGAUGAGUGAAUUUCAUAAUUAUAACUUGGAUCUGAAGAAGAGUGAUUUUUCAACACGAUGGCAAAAGCAAAGAUGUCCAGUAGUCAAAAGCAAAUGUAGAGAAAAUGCAUCUCCAUUUUUUUUCUGCUGCUUCAUCGCUGUAGCCAUGGGAAUCCGUUUCAUUAUUAUGGUAACAAUAUGGAGUGCUGUAUUCCUAAACUCAUUAUUCAACCAAGAAGUUCAAAUUCCCUUGACCGAAAGUUACUGUGGCCCAUGUCCUAAAAACUGGAUAUGUUACAAAAAUAACUGCUACCAAUUUUUUGAUGAGAGUAAAAACUGGUAUGAGAGCCAGGCUUCUUGUAUGUCUCAAAAUGCCAGCCUUCUGAAAGUAUACAGCAAAGAGGACCAGGAUUUACUUAAACUGGUGAAGUCAUAUCAUUGGAUGGGACUAGUACACAUUCCAACAAAUGGAUCUUGGCAGUGGGAAGAUGGCUCCAUUCUCUCACCCAACCUACUAACAAUAAUUGAAAUGCAGAAGGGAGACUGUGCACUCUAUGCCUCGAGCUUUAAAGGCUAUAUAGAAAACUGUUCAACUCCAAAUACGUACAUCUGCAUGCAAAGGACUGUGUAAAGAUGAUCAACCAUCUCAAUAAAAGCCAGGAACAGAGAAGAGAUUACACCAGCGGUAACACUGCCAACUGAGACUAAAGGAAACAAACAAAAACAGGACAAAAUGACCAAAGACUGUCAGAUUUCUUAGACUCCACAGGACCAAACCAUAGAACAAUUUCACUGCAAACAUGCAUGAUUCUCCAAGACAAAAGAAGAGAGAUCCUAAAGGCAAUUCAGAUAUCCCCAAGGCUGCCUCUCCCACCACAAGCCCAGAGUGGAUGGGCUGGGGGAGGGGUGCUGUUUUAAUUUCUAAAGGUAGGACCAACACCCAGGGGAUCAGUGAAGGAAGAGAAGGCCAGCAGAUCACUGAGAGUGCAACCCCACCCUCCACAGGAAAUUGCCUCAUGGGCAGGGCCACAGCAGAGAGACACAGCAUGGGCAGUGCCUUCCCUGCCUGUGGGGGUCAUGCUGCCACUUUUAAUGGGUCCUCCACCCAACGGGGUCAGGGAGGUGGUGCUGCCCCAGUGGGCCAUGAUUAUCUUAAAGGCAUUAUUCUCCAGCCUUAAGUAAGAUCUUAGGACGUUUCCUUUGCUAUGAUUUGUACUUGCUUGAGUCCCAUGACUGUUUCUCUUCCUCUCUUUCUUCCUUUUGGAAUAGUAAUAUCCAUCCUAUGUUUGUCCCACUAUUGUAUUUUGGAAGCACAUAACUUGUUUGGUUUCACAGGUUCACAGUUAAGAAGGAAUUUUGCCUCUGAAUAAAUAGAAUCUUGAGUCUCAUGCA
Messenger RNA from Homo sapiens (human), 1947 nucleotides. It is a transcript of the gene KLRC4-KLRK1, whose product is annotated as KLRC4-KLRK1 readthrough. NCBI's taxonomy places the organism in Eukaryota, Metazoa, Chordata, Mammalia, Primates, Hominidae. The record is from RefSeq and is marked validated. Gene Ontology annotation, molecular function: MHC class I protein binding; MHC class Ib receptor activity; identical protein binding. Bases 536 to 1186 code for a protein of 216 amino acids. The transcript has 13 exons. Gene Ontology annotation, biological process: signal transduction; positive regulation of natural killer cell mediated cytotoxicity; defense response. Gene Ontology annotation, cellular component: external side of plasma membrane; cell surface; plasma membrane.